This is a messenger RNA of Brienomyrus brachyistius, 1815 nucleotides long. RefSeq names its product chemokine (C-C motif) receptor 6b (gene ccr6b). The coding region runs from base 536 to 1606 and encodes 356 amino acids. Gene Ontology annotation, cellular component: membrane. Gene Ontology annotation, molecular function: chemokine receptor activity. Lineage: Eukaryota; Metazoa; Chordata; Actinopteri; Osteoglossiformes; Mormyridae. The transcript has 2 exons. The record is from RefSeq and is a predicted model, not a curated record. Gene Ontology annotation, biological process: immune response; G protein-coupled receptor signaling pathway; chemotaxis.
ACGUCGCUCCAAGCUUCAACUAUUUAAGAACAGCAGUUUUGCCUUUGCAAAAUAAUACUCAUUAAAAGCUCUGUGAUAUUGACAUACGAGGGCCAUGAUGCUAAAGAUCGAGAAAAUGCAAUGAAUCUACAAUCCCAAACCUUUAGACACCUCAGGUUAGCUUAUUCGUCAUCAUGAGCUUGUGGUUUACCUAAAAAUAUGCAAAUCACGUGCAGUUCAUGCUUUACGGGCAGACUCUGAGACAGGAACAUAGCCACGAUCAGAUAAGUCAGUAUUGUCUCACAGGGGUAUCACACAGUACCAACAAGCCUGGAGCCUCCCGUAGGCACGCACACACACACACACGUGCGCGCACGCGCUCGCUCACACAACACAGCAGAAGUCACCCCGUCCCACUUGGCUUCCUCAUCCCUUUGGAGACAAGCUGUCAGAAUCUCUUUUUCAGAGUGCUCACAUCCACGGGAUCCUGGACCAAAACAGCAGAUUCACUCGAACUUGACUGCAGCGGGAAACACUGUAACAUUCAUCUUGGAAAAUGGAAUACGAUUACUUGGACUACUGCAAUGACACAAUUGAGUGCCUUUGUGACAUUGACAUGGGUUCGGAGGCGACUGUACAAAUUUAUGUACAUUCUUUCAUCUGCAUAUUGGGCCUGCUGGGUAACCUUAUGGUCAUCGUCACCUACGCCUUUUACAAGAGGGCGAAGUCCAUGACGGACGUGUACCUCCUGAACGUGGCCAUCGCAGACGUGCUCUUCGUCAUCUCUCUCCCCCUGAUCAUUUACAAUGAGACAUACAACUGGACCAUGGGCAGCUGGGCAUGCAAGAUUUUACGUGGGAUGUAUAGCAUCAACCUUUACAGUGGCAUGAUGCUGCUGGCCUGCAUCAGCAGCGACCGCUACAUAGCCAUCGUCCAAGCCAGACGCUCUUACGGCAUUCGAUCCCGGACCCUCAUCUACAGUCGAAUCAUCUGCUCUGGCGUCUGGCUGUUUGCCAUAGCUGUGUCCAUCCCAACGAUAAUCUACAAUGAGAAGUAUGAUAACAUAGACUUGAACUCUAAUCAGACCGUUUCCGUCUGUUACUUGAGGUUUGAAGAAAAUGAAACAGCCCAGAAGAUGAAAGUUCUGGUGCCCAGCAUCCAGGUGGCCAUUGGCUUCUUCCUUCCCUUGCUCAUUAUGGGUUUUUGUUAUUCCAGCAUAAUCUACACCCUCAUAAGAGCGAAGAAUUUCCAGAAGCACAAGGCCGUGCGGGUGGUUAUGGCGGUGGUCGUGGUCUUCAUCGCCUGCCACUUGCCCUACAACGUCACGCUUCUGUACCACACUGUGAAUCUGUUCAAAGAGAGGGAAUGCGAGGUUGAGAAGACUGUCAAUGAGGUUCUGAUGAUUACGGAGACCCUGGCGUACUUCCACUGCUGCCUCAAUCCUGUGCUCUACGCCUUCGUAGGGGUCAAGUUCAGGAACCAUUUCCGUAAGAUUCUGUCAGACCUGUGGUGCCUGGGUAAGAAAUACAUCUACAGGCGCUCCUCCAGAUCUACCGAAGUGUACAUUUCAACUCGAAAAUCCAUGGAUGGUUCCAACAAUGAGAAUGGGUCUUCCUUUACCUUUUAAAAGACGUUUUCCUUUUCCGAAAGUGUUAUGUGAAAAUUAAAGAAACCCUUAAUUAAAGUCAAGCAAAAACGAACUUAUUAGAAAAGUACUUGGGUAAUUGAGACAUAGUCGUACCUACGUUUUGCAGGACAUUAGACAUAUGAUAUGUAAAAUGUUUAAAAACUGAUGUGUGCUUGAUCUUGAAGAUAUGGACAGAUGCAUUUUGUAAG